Mugil cephalus (flathead mullet) is the source of this 1385-nucleotide messenger RNA. RefSeq lists its product as uncharacterized. Lineage: Eukaryota; Metazoa; Chordata; Actinopteri; Mugiliformes; Mugilidae. The transcript is spliced from 10 exons. Bases 281 to 1204 code for a protein of 307 amino acids. The record is from RefSeq and is a predicted model, not a curated record.
CAUCAUGUUUCCAAAAUGCAUUUGCCUUUUUACACUUGCAACUGAAAUUCACUUGGCAGGAAGUCAGCUGCAAUAAAUGGAAAGUUAUGAAUUAUUUUUACACAGCUCUGAAUCCCUUUGCUUACCACUUCCUGCACCCUCGCCCAAUUUCUGGCGCAUAUAUGUGGGUUUCUUUUUUUUUUUUUUUUUUUCCUGCAGGUGCAUGCAUCACCAUAUCACAAGAGCACAAUAUUCUUAAAUGCAUGUUUGAAAGCGAGAAGAAGACAAACCAGGAACAACUAUGAUGCUCUUAGUCCACUUGACUUUACUCUAUUUGGGGGUAACACAAGAUUUUGGGAGCUGUGUUAACAUGAAGAAAGCAAUUGAUUACUUGACCGUAGAGUUGGGCGACACACUUACGUUAAACUGCACCUACAAUUGCUCCAGUGGAUUUGUCCGUGGCUGUUGGAGUGAAGCAUCAGACAACUCCGGCUGUCACGGCGUGCUGAGCAAGAGCGACUUUUGCACAGUGUCAUUAUUUCUGACAAAUCUGUGCGCUGAAGAUCUGAAAAAGAACUACACUUGCUACACAGAACAUACAGAUGACCCGAAACUUCCACAAAAAACAGAGCGAAUCGUUUUGCUUCAGCUCCCAGCUCCAAGUCAUGUCCCAAAGUGGACAGUUACCCCAAAAACAGAAAGUAAAAAUGCAUCUCUUCCUGCUAAGCCGAAAGAUUCAGGCGGAGGAGAGUUUACUGGUAUUCAGGUACUGGCAACAGUUACUGUCGUCGUGGCCAUCAUCCUUGCAGCACUAGCUGUUUAUCUGUGUUUGAACCGGAACAAACACGGCUGGAAUGAUAAAGGGGAGCCUGUUGUGUCCAGGUCAGGGUCACCACAACCACCACUGCCUGCCUUCCUACCACUAAAGGGGACACUGUCGACACCAAAUGAAAGAGUGACUCUGAGGCUUCCUCCAUCAGAUAAUGAAAGUGACACCGAAGUCCCAUAUGCUGACAUAAUGAUCACCGUCCGUGGUGUCAGUACACCAGAGCUCACUCAGGUCAGCUACUUGAUUGCUGGAGAACAAAAAGAGUGGUGGGGAGAUGAAUCAAGGCCCCACCUGCAUGCCUCACGUUCAGCUGACAGACUCCAUGUACCCCAGCCCAGAGAGGUCAGCCGAAAAAUGAGCACCAACUCUGAGUAUGCAGUCAUCACUUACGCCUGACUGAGGCUGCUCUUGCUGGAAAAGGAGGAGAGAGAAGAAAAACAUGUAUAUUUUAAAAACCAUAUACAGUUUAACAGUUUGUUUGAUAGCGUGAUUUUGUUUAACAUGUACUUAUUAUACAGGUUUUCUUGCGUGUGCUAUGUAAAUUUUGAACGUUUGCGUUAAAUAAAGACAAUAUUGC